Messenger RNA from Chironomus riparius, 4999 nucleotides. The record is from the annotation of a GenBank genome assembly. NCBI's taxonomy places the organism in Eukaryota, Metazoa, Arthropoda, Insecta, Diptera, Chironomidae.
AAGAGAGUACAUUUGCCAAGCUGUUAAUCAUUGCCAUUUAAACUAAUUAUUCGCAUAUAAAAAACUUAAUUUAUGAGCGGAAGUUGAACAAUUCUUUACAAUUAACAAAUUAACAAUUGCCACACAAAACAUGGACAUUGAUGAUGAUGAUGAGCAGUAGUUGUUUUUGCCUGAAAGCGACUUAGUGACAUUUGUACAGAUAAAAAAUCACUUCAAGACUGAAUAUGCAAUUCAAACAAACCUUUUUACGGUCGGUACGAGAACGGAGAGUCUAUCAAAAAUGUAUGAGAAUGCCGCAAGAACACCGAUUCAUACGAUGGCUGAAAUGGAUGAGUUACUUGGCAUUCGAGGUCGCAGAAGUUCUGAUGCUUUCAUUUGUACACCCAUUCUUGAAAGAACAAGACGCAGAUUAAAAGGCAUUGACAUUGAAAUUGAAACGAGAAUGCCUGCUGGACUAGAUGAACUGCGAAAAUGGACAUCAAGAGAAGCUAUAGGGGAUGAAACAGUUGCACCUAAUUGCCUUGUUCGUGUUGGUCAUAAUACAUCCGUUGCAGAUCAGACAAUUUUAUCGAUGCAGCAAACAUCCACAUCACAUGACUGUACGGAUAGUAUAAUAAUGAUAAGUACACAUAAUAAUAGCAGCAGGAGAUCAGAGGAUGAUAAAGACGCCCCGAUUGAUCACCGAUUACCGUCGCCUCAGGAGCAGUGCUUGAUAUUAGCAUCAAAAUAUCCCGCACAGCUUAUACGAGUCGACACCAGUGGAAAGCGUUUUGAUCGUCAAUCGGCAGCACGAAAGUCACUACUGCAUGUACAAACUGGAUUGCAUGCAAUCGAAGAUGCAAAUGACAGCAGCAAUACGGACUCGGUAAAGAGACGUUCACGCUCGAGGAAGCCGAGAGGCAAUAGACGCAAUACUAUCGCUGGAAUUGAUCAGACGGAAAUUGAAGAAAUCGCUGUGAAUGGCGAUGCAAGCGAACAUGAAAUGUCAACAUUCCGUGACAAUGAAACAACGAUUGUUCCACGCAGCAAGUCGAGUGAUGUUCUGAAAAGAGAUUUAUUAUCGACAGAAGUUAAACGAUCAUCAUCCCAUUUUAAUUCUUUGAAGCAAUGGGGAAAGAAUCGCUUGCGAAUGAUAAAUAGAUUGAGUGGAACGAGCGAUGACACAAGUCGUAAUAGUUUUAGAGCGAAACAGAAUUCCAAUGACAUUGAUGAUUUCAAUGUCUUGGAAGCAAUAAAUAAGAGACAGAAGAAGAUUAAUGAAAAGGAUAGACGACUUUCGCACGAACGAAAGCCAUCAUAUUCAUCGUCCGAAAGGAGUUUAAAUGUAACUGCUGGAGCAACGACAACAGUACAAGUUACAAAUCCGUCCACAAAUGUUGCGGUUAAGAUGAGGGAGCAGACUGCAGUCAUUCGACGACAACGACGCAAUGGUGAAGUAUCGAAUAAGGAUGAACCACAUUCAUCAAGUGGCAAUUGGAGUGCAAGUUCUGAAUCAGGCAGAACAUCGAUUGGAAGUGAAAUUACAACGACGACAACACAUCCAAAAUCUAGUGCUUCAAGUACAUCACUAAGUCACCACACACAUCACUCUUCGUCAGGUCCACCAAGUUCAAUUAUUAGUCGACGUCGUUUCCUCAACACAUCUGCUUCAAGCAGCAUAACAAGCGAGGGAACUGCAACACCAGAAUUACAAAUGUUUGAUGCAUUUCAUGGCGAUGAAGGUGAAACAAGUUCAGUUUAUUCUUGCGAUACUGAAGGAUAUUAUACAUCUUUUCAUGUUGAUUCUGGUCUAAAGACACUCAAAGAGGAAGAAUCACUGACUCCAAUGCAAUCUUCAAUGGCUUUGUCAAGUACAAACUCAUUUGAAAGUUCAGGCAACCAAACAGUCAUAUCACCAGAAAAUGAAUAUGAAUUGUUUGGUAAGGGAUCGACAACGACGAGCAGCUCAGCUGGUACGGUAUGUACAGCAGUUCUAUCAAUGUAUGAUAAUGAUAGAAAUGGCCCAUUAGUUCCGGAACGAAUAAGUUCACUAUGCAAAUUAAAUCGUAGUGGAAGUUCAACAAGUUCUGGAACUCUCGAACGAAGCUACUCAACAAGUACAGUUGGAAGUACUUUAGAAAAGAGUGGAACGAUAAAAAGGAAUGGAGUUCUUUUACAAAAAGAAGUAGCUGCUCUCGUUCAUCAACAUCAACAAGAAACGACAAUAGCACGCAUUGAAUCUCCAGACAGUGGAAAUAAUACAAGUUCCUCGCCUGUCGAAUCAAAUUCAUCGCCAACAAAUCAAAAUGCUCGCCUUUAUUCCGAAUUUGAAUGCUCUGAGUCAUCAGAUUUGGAAUGUGUUGAGAGAACUGAAAGAAUUCGAGUCAAGACGACAAUCAAUACGAGUCGAAUUCCAUCAAUUGUUGCAAUCACUCCAUCGCCAAGUGACGAUGAGUGUGUCAUUAAAAAGACUACAAAAAAGAAUCAACAAGAGAUAAAAAUCAAAGGCAAUCUACUGAAUGUCAAUAAAGAUACUGGCUAUGCAUUUAUUGUCGGAAAUGACAGCAAUCAAAAUGAAAUUAAAAUUAGUCGCAAAACAUCUCCACUAUUGCCACUAAAUCACAUGCUUGAUAAAAUUCGUGGUGUUCUUCAUCCACUGAAAAAAUCACCAAAUAAAGAAUUGACAUCCACGAAAAGUGAUUCCAAUAACGACGAAUAUGUCACAAUCUCUGAAAUCCAAACACCCAAACGAAUGCCAAAUGGAAUUUAUUAUUCGAGCGACGUUCUUAAGAGAAAUCUAGCGACAGUUCUUUCCGGCAACAUAAACGAAGAGACUGAAUAUGUUUCGUUAAACGAACUUCCAUGCAAUGUGCGAUCUGAGAGUAAUCUAUUGGCCAUUAGCGAAAACAACAGUGACGAAAAAAUCGAUAUGAAAAGUGGUGGGGAUGAUAAUAUGACUCGGAAUAGGGGUGAAGUUGUGAGAAUGGAUGCGCACGGCAAUCCAAUUUUUGAUAGUAACAGCUUGAAACGUAAGAAAGGCGCAAUUACAACUUUUUCCCCUGGACCAUGUGUGAAAGAUACAAACGAUGCCAUUACAAUAACAACAACGUCGAAUGCAAACAGUUCAUCUUCAUUGAAUCUUGAAAAUCAUAACAGAAAACUGCCUACAAGCACAGCAGAAACACAAGUGACGACUUCUAGUGCAUCAGUAUAUCGUAGAUCAGUCAAUACGGUAAGACCAGUUGUGCCACAGCGUCCAAAAAUUGAAAAUAGUGAUAUUGUGACUGAGAAUAAUAAUAACAAUAAUAAUACACAAAAAUUGGUGACGAAAUCUGUGUCAGUUAAUAGAACGGAAGAGAAAGAAAAGACUGAGCCAGUUCAAAUGACCACAUCGAACAGUUCAAACAACCUGAUGCGUCCGAAUAGCGCACUUCAAUUAAAUUUAAAUUCCGUAUCAUCGAAAAUUCUUGCAUCAGGCACAAUUCGUGGUGCUUACGUCAAUAUACAAGAUGCUGCUCCAUUGCGUAAUGGUCCACCAGUUUAUUCGCCACCAUCACCGUCACGUGCUGCAUCAAUAUUCGCUCCUCAACAACAACCACCCACAAUUGAAGAAGACUAUCAACAUUUAUACCAUGACAACCACACGACAUCAUCAUUGAAUUACGAUGGAUAUGAAGAAAUUCCAUUCCAAAGGAAUUCAAAUAUGUAUUGGACAUUGCAGCCUAGACAAAAAGUUGCAUCACAACGAUAUCAAACGGAUAAUGCAUAUCAAGCUAAGGAUGACAAUAUGCAAAAUAUUGAGAGUCUAUACUCAACACCAAAUAAGAAUAGGAAUAAUUUAAAGACAACUCCACUGGGAUUUGAGUUCUUCUCGCCUGUUACGACAACGAAAUUAGAGGAACGAAUUGUUGAGGAAGAAUAUGAAGAAGAUGACAUUAAAAUUAUGUCACCUAUUGAUCCAAGAAAUUCGGGUAAAUUUUCCACAUCCACGCCUCAAAAGCCAAUGUCUGCCAUAACAAUGUCGCCAAUGAAAACGUCUCUGACUGAAGAUUUACGUGCACGACUUAGAAUUAGUUCUGGAAUUAGGUCACAUGGAAAUUCUCCAAUUAAUUCUGGUCGUUCGACACCAAAAACUGUUUUUGAGCCACAACAAACAGGAAGAUCAAGACACAGUUGGUCAUCAAAUAAUGUAGAAGUUCCGUCAUCAACAUGUUCUGAUCGAUUAGGAACACCAAAAACAAGUUUAAUGGAUUUUAAGAAAUUACUGCUGAAUAAAACGACAGCACGUGCAGGUAAAAUCUCAGCCGUUGAAGCAUUAAAAUUAUCAAAAAGUAAUGUACAACAGUCCACAUCGCCAACGCCAACAACACCCGGUAAUAACAUGAACAGUAGCAUGAACAUUCUUGACUUGAGUGGCUCACCUAAAACUUUUGCAACACGUCGCAUGAUACGACAAGGUCAAUUUGGUUCAGGCAUUGCCAAUUCACCCACGAAACCAGGUAAGCAGAAGAAUGCAUGGAGAAUACAAAAUAUCAACAGAACCGAUGUAAUAUCAACGGCAAUACCAGAAGCGGCAAACGAUGAGGAGCAAGAAAGUUCACCGAAUGCUAGUCAACAACGUAAACCAAUUGAGAUUAUAAAGUCACCUGAAAUUGUUAUAGACAACGCACCGGAAGUGGAGCGGGAUGUGGAAGAAGAAAAGGUUGGAAGUCUAAAAGAGAAUUUAUUCAUUAAACAAGAAGAAAAUAAUUUCACCGAGAAUGAGAUUCGUGAACAUAAAAAGUCGGCGCCACAUAAUUUUAGUAUGCAACAGCAACGAGCACAAUUUUUAUUUGGCAACAGCAAUACACCGUCAUCUGUUGCAGCACCAAACAAUGUCAAUAAUAAUAACAAUAAGACAGCAGUUUUUAGGAAUGGAGGUCAUUAUACAGGAAUCGUUACACAAAAUAAUAUCAAUAGCAAGGAUUCAACAUUGAAGCCAAAUAGCAACAUUGCAGCCUCAUUGGAAACAGCACUCUGA